AUGGAAAUGUUCAAUAAAGCGUGCUUGGAAAUCCAUGACUUACCCACUGAAGCAGUGAUAAUGGACCUAGUCAAUGGACUCCGAGAAAGACCCUUCUCUCAUUCCAUCUCAAAGAGACACCCGUCUUCUUUAAGUGAUGUACAAGAACGACCUGAGAAGUACAUCAACAUGGAGAAAAACUCCAGGUUACGAGAACCGAGUUGGCGGAUAGGGCACCCCCACCAAUCAAAAGAAAAAGAGAAGGAGCCCAAGAAAAAGGAAGAAGUCAGAACUGAAAGGCCUAGGAUAUAUCACUCUUACACUCCUCUGCGGGUUUCCCUAGUCGAUGUAUAUAGGAAAAUUUGUCACACUGAAAAGCUUCCUCCCCCACGACCCAUCAAGAACAAAAAAGGGGGAAGUCGUAAUGAAGACUGUGAAUACCAUAAAUUGUAUGGACACUCUACUAGUGAUUGUUACGACCUAAAAAAUAUGAUAGAAAAGCUGGUCAUAGAAGGUCGGCUAGAUAGAUAUCUCAUGAAAAGGUCGGACAAUCAUGGAAAAAGAAAAAGAGAUGAUGAAGGUCAUGGACAAAGAAGUCCACCCCCGCAAACUCCAGAACGACAUAUUCAUAUGACAUCGGGGGAUUUGCGGGAGGAGGGUUGA
Molecule: messenger RNA, 642 nt
Organism: Arachis ipaensis
Lineage: Eukaryota; Viridiplantae; Streptophyta; Magnoliopsida; Fabales; Fabaceae
Source: RefSeq, a predicted model, not a curated record